AAGUGUAGUAUACAAAGUUCACAUAGAGUUUGACUUUUUACAAAUGCACAGAGAGAUAUGAAUGAUAAAGUGUUUUGUCGAUAUGAAGGCUGGCUUCAAGUUUGGGAUGCUGAGACAGGAAUUCUUUCCAAGGUGCUAGAAGAUGGGAAUCAGCCAGUGAUACCAUGGCAACCAUUUUUUGUUGUUCUGCGUCAGGAUUUAAAAACUUUGACAUGUCAUAAGGAAGAGAAGAAUGCUUCUGAUGUGCCUGGACUACAAGAUUUAAUUGUGGUUAGAAUGGACAAUGGGAAAUCAGAAUUUGAUAGAAGAUAUGGAUAUGAUAUGCUAUCCAGUAUACAAGAACAUGCAGAGAAUCGUGAUCAUGAGCGCCCAAGAGUUACAUUGACACCAGAAAGGAUGUUUAGAUCAAGACUUCUGGAUAACUGUAAUGAAAGCUUGCCAGACUUGAGUAGGAUCAACCAUCAUUCUGACCAAAGAGGGCAUGUGCUCAUCAAAAGAAUUUUAAAUGCAUCUUAUGAAAAGAUACCCAAUGAGCGCAGGGGAAGUGUACCACUAGUUAAUGGUGUAGAUCAAACAGACAGCAUGGAUACAAGUUCAUCUACACCGUCAAAAAUAGCUAACUUCUUUAUCCGGAAAGGAUUUAAAGGGAAUUUAAAAAGAACAAAAAGUGUGACAAAGUUGGAAAAGAUUGAUAGAAAGAGAGCAGCAUCAAAUAUAUCUGACCAUGAAUCAAACACUUUUGUGGGAUCCUUGAAGAGGACAAUGAGUCUUGGAAGGUUAAAUCGGAAACGUAAUCGUCAAAAUCCUACAUCAGAGGAGCUGAGAAGUUCCUCACCAAAAUUGAACCUGAUCAACUCACGGAUCAGAUCGUCUCGUUCCCAUGAGUCCCUUCUAACCAGCCACGUCAACAUGCACGCCAUCGACCUGACGGCCUCGGAUCUAGAAAUUCAACCUCUACACUCCAGCAUUCUUGGUCAGGAUCAUUGUUUCCAAGUCUCGACAGCGAACGGAAGUAAAUACAUCUCCUGCCGGACUGCGGAGGAACGUGAGAAAUGGAUAGGAAGCUUGAGGAAAUCAGUUCAUCCAAACCAGGAACAUAUCCGGAGAACAGACAAUUCACUUAAAUUAUGGAUAAAGGAAGCUAAAAAUGUACCCUCUAAAAAGAAGUAUUUCUGUGAAAUAUGUUUAGAUAGAACAUUGUAUGCCAAAACUUCCAGUAAAAUGAAAUCUGAAAUGUUGUUUUGGGGAGAACACUUUGAAUUCAACAACUUGAGAGAUACACAGAUUAUUACAGUAAACUUGUACAGAGAAGCUGAUAAAAAGAAAAAGAAAGACAAAAAUCAGUUUAUAGGAUAUGUUAACAUCCCAGCCUCAGAAAUAACAGGUCGGACAUAUGUGGAAAAAUGGUUCAACUCAACAUCAGGAACUGUAGGACGAGUUGGGAAAGAGAACAAAAGUGAAAAUCCUUUAAUAAGAAUUAAAGCUAGAUAUCACACAGUACAGAUAUUACCUGUUGAUAUGUACAAAGACUUCUCACAGUAUUUGAGUACAGAUUAUUGUCAGUUGUGUGAAGUAUUAGAACCUGUGAUAAGUGUAAAAGAUAAAGAAGAUAUAGCUACAUGUUUAGCUCAUGUCCUACAGAAACUUGGUAAAGCUAAGGAUUUCCUUACAGACAUAAUAAUGGCAGAAGUGUCACGGCUUGAUAAUAAGCACCUUACAAUGAGAGGUAACUCUAUCGGUACCAAAGCAAUGGAAGCUUACAUGAAACUUGUUGGUGAAAAGUAUUUACAAAAUACGAUGACAGAGUUUGUGAAGUCUUUGAUAGAAUCUGGAGAUGAUUGUGAGGUGGAUCCCACUAAAGUUGCUCCACAGUUCUUACAGAGUAAUCAAAGUAUACUGGACAUGUACAGUGAAAUGGUCUUCGCCAAAAUCAUCAACUCACACUGCUAUUUCCCAAGUGAACUGAGAGAUGUUUUCACCAGUUUUCAAACUCGUUGUUUGGAGAUGGAGAGAGAGAAUACAGCGGAGAAUUUAAUAAGUGCCUCAUUAUUUCUGAGAUUCCUGUGUCCAGCUAUAAUGUCCCCCAGUCUAUUUAAUUUGAUACAAGAAUACCCUCCAGAAAAAGCUGCCAGGAAUCUUGUUCUACUCGCCAAGACAAUCCAAACUCUUGCCAAUUUUACCAAAUUUGGAGCCAAAGAAGAAUAUAUGACAUUUAUGAAUGAUUUUAUUGAACGACAUAGUGAGAGUAUGAAUCAGUUCCUCCAACAGAUAUCAUCAACAGAUACCAAUGGAGGAAACCAGUUUCUAGAGUUUGAUGGGUACAUUGACCUGGGUAAACAAUUGUCUGUUUUACACAGUCUAUUAACAGAAUCUCUAGAAAAGUGCCCUCAGGAAUCCGUAGCCAGCUUAGGAAAACUACCAAGCAUUUUAAGUAAAUUGAAAGCUGCCUUGGAAAAUCCAGAUGUUGGUUUGGUGAUUCCACCACCAAAACAGAACAGGAAAUCCCAAAUAUAUGACAAUCUAGUCAAUAUGCCUCCUCAAGCUAGCACCUCUCCGACAGAAAUUGUACGGGAAAUGUUAAAACUUUGUGGAGAGGAGGAUAUUCCUGUGUUAAGUGGGAGGCGAGGAUCCAGAUUGGGUGUGUUUGAUUCCGAAAAUAAUGUGGAGACAGAAGAUGAUUUUGGAUUUUAUAAAAAUUCUAAGUUUGAUGUGUCUAACGUAUCAGUGAAAAGUGUAUCAAAUGAACAAAGAGUGAAUGAAUCUUGGAGUGAAAUUGUUAACGUGGCAGAAAGCCACCAAGGAGACUAUAUUGACUUAUUGCAUUUCGCUGAUGAGGAUGUACAUAAUUCAUCAAUGGACUCAGAUCAUAAUAUGAAUGGGAGUGAAAUAUCCAUAAGUCAAAUAUCUACGAUAGCAUCUUCGGGUUACCAGUCUUUCGGAUAUAGUCAAUCCAGUUCACCUAUUGAUCCUAACACUACACAGGACUUUUCUAAAUCUCAUUCAUCUCAGGGUCCUCUACAACCAUUAUCAUUCUCAAAUCCAGUGUAUAGACACCAGUUCAAUAGUGCAAAACAUUCAAUGUCUAGUCCUAAUGUCAUCAGACAGGGAUCCAGUUCUGGGUCUGCUAGUAGUGAGGAAGACACUGUUAAACAUAGAAGUCCUGUGAAAUCCUCCGACAGAGAUUUAUUUAGUCCCCAGCGUAAUGAUCCAUUACGCAAUCUUGCCCCAAAAUUAUCCAGUUCAAGUAGUAGUGAAUCUUUAGAACAAGAAUUGUAUAAAAUGACUCGUUCUAGUUCGGCAAUGUCAACAACUGAAUCAUCACGAUUUACACGAUCGAAUUCUGUGCAGUCAUCAAAUGAUCCAGUGAAGUUUUCAUUAGAUUUACAUUCAUCUGUGUCAUCACAGAAUAGUGAUGAUGUUCGCAAUAGCAAUGUAACUCCAUCUAAUAAUACUAGUAAUCAUUACUCAUUGAGUCGGGCUCCAUCCAGGCCUAAAGAACUCUCACAUACUGGCAGUAUGGAUUUUUCGCAUAUGAGACAAAGAUAUAAUGAUCCGAUUCGUAGGACUGCUACUGAUUCUCACAUUUCGUCUCAUAUCAAAUAUGGACCAAGUCAUGCUUAUAGUAAUAGUGAUAUUACUAGUAAUUCUAGUCAUGGUAGUCGAUAUAGUGAUAAAUAUUACACAGACAAUUCUGACAAAGGUUCACAGAAAUACUCUUUUGGUGAUAGAUCUUACACAGAAGAUUCUGAUCGAGGUUCACAGAAACUGUCUCCUAAUAAUGCAGUACAUAUGGGAAUUAAGUCUGUACAAAGGAAAAUACAGGAACAGGAAAAAACAAAACAGGAGUAUGAGAGUGAAGUUGAAACGUUACGACAACAGUUGAACGAAGCACAAGAUCGUCUUCAGCAAGCCGAGGACAGGUUGAAGGAACACGAAACAGGAACAGCACAGUUAGUUGAUGAUUGGCAAUAUAGACUGUCCGAAAGUGAAGAAAGACUUCGUAAACAACAAGUACAAAAAGAUGAUCAGAUGAAACAGAUUAUACAAAGAUUAAUGACUGUUGAAAAGGAACUAAAGGCAGAUCAAGAGGAGAUGCAAUCAUUGGUUCGUCAGAAACAACGUGUCAUUGAGGCUCAAGAGAGGAGAAUACAAACUCUAGACAAUGCUAAUGCUAAACUGAUGACUGCUUUAUCUCAGCUACGCAGUGUUUCUCAACAAAAUCAUAAUGGAAUGAUUGGCCCAUUGAGAUCCACCAUCUUAACAACAGAAAUCGCAGAAUUUAAGACAAGUUCAUGUUAAGUUCAGCAGAAAAAUGACAUGGAAACCAAUGGCAUAAUUGUAUCAUGUUAUAAUAAUAUAUGCAUCUUAAGUAUGUCCAUCAUGUGAAAGCUGAAAUGCUGACUAUUUUAUUAAGAAAUCCAAACUUAACUUUAUUUAGUAAUACAGUAUAAUUUUAAGCAAACAUCUGUAAAGUCUAAUAUGCUUGUAAGGGAGUCGAGGUUUUAAUAUUCCUUAGUUGAAGAUAAUUAUCAGCUAUAUAUAAAUGUGGGCUUUCAGAUAAUGUACCUCAAGUAAUAAGUGUGUACUAUAAGUGUGUACUUAUAAUUUAUAUGUGUGCUGAAUGUUAGAAUCGAUAUUUUGUGAGCUUAUCUGUGUGCUUUCAAACAUAUAUCACCAAUCAUGUCUUGAAUGAGGUGCUACAGCAGUGAUAUUCAUUCACCAGAGGAUUUUCAAACACUAAAUUAUUACUGUAAUGGUUUUUUUAAAACAUUUACUCAACAUAUGUCAGAAUAUUGAUAUAUAUCAUUGUAAAAUUUAAAAUUUUCAUUAUCCAUUGUCUGGAUCUCAGAUAAAAAGUACUAUCAUUUUGAUUUUUAACAUCUAUGGAUAAUUCAGAUGUAAAUUACUAAAAUCUCAUUCAAACAUAUUCAUCAUAUUAGAACUGCCAUUGCAUAAGUGCUAUUUAUAGUAUUUGAUGUGUUCUGAGUUACUUAGUGUGAGCAUAUAUAUAAAAGUGCAAUGAACAUUUGAUAAAUCGAAAUUUUAUGUCAGUUUUUUCAUUCACUGAAUAUUCCUAUGAUAAGGAAUAGAGUGAAGCUUUAUUGUUGGAUUAUAUAACCUAUUUUGUGGAGGACUGAAUGGCAACUUUGCAUAAGUAGUGUUGGUCGUAAUUUUGAGAAUGAUAAACACUAUUAAGUUAUAAAAGUUAUGAUUUUGUGUAUGUAAUGAUGAAUGUUAAGAGUCCAGUCUUCAGGUUGAAUAUACCAAGGUCAUAAGUAUAUGAAACUUUUAUCAAUCACAAAAAUUGCUUUGUUCAAUUUCAUCUUUUAUGUUUGUUUGUUUAUUUGUUGUGUUAUUUUUGACUUAAUUAAGGAAAAAGAUUUGCAUGAAAUGCUAUCAAAAUAGUGUGGUACUGACUUGAUAUCUAAAUCUUCCAAGGUUUAUCACUACCUUUGAUAUUUGAAACAAAAUAGUGCAUCUUCCAAGGUUAAUCACUACCUUUGAUAUUUCAAACAAAAUAGUGCAGUGAAAAGAUCAUUCUUUAGAUUCGAUCCACUCACAUCCCUUGACUCUGUCUUCUCCAAGCCAAAAACAAAUCCACUGUAUUUAGUCAUAAAUGUAUUAUAUACAUGGAUAUCUAUACAAAAUUCAAUCUUAAGACUGGACUUCAUCUCAGAUGGUUGUGAAAUAUGUGUGCUUGGUUAUUGAAAACUUUGUAGUGCUGAGUUAGUUUGAUAUAUUAUGAAAAAAGCUUGUAACUUCCUCUGAAUCCAUUGUGAACAAAUGAAUGUUUCAUCAACCAAGAAAGUUUAUUAUGAAAAAUAUGAGUUCAGAAUCUCAUCAUGCUAUUUAUAGAAAUUGUAAAAAAAAUUAUCAUUGAUUUAUCAUUGUGUUUGCAAUGGAAGCUUACAAAGAGUCAACAUGAUUUCAUUUGUGAUGGGAAAUAAUUUCCCCCAAAGUCUGUGCAAUAUUUAUUGUAAAUUGCAAAAAAUAAUGUUUCUUGGCGUAUAUUUGUAAAAAAAAACAUUGUCAUACAUGUAUAUGCAAAUAUAGUGCUGUUUUGUAACAUAAGAUUAGCAAGUAUUAAUGUAAAUAUUUCUGGUCCUGAGUAGUAAGAGAUUGUUGAAAUAAAACAAUGUACAUUAAUAAUGGCAAAAAAUAAAAUGGGAUAUUUCAAAA
Messenger RNA from Mytilus trossulus (common blue mussel), 6180 nucleotides. Its product is annotated as disabled homolog 2-interacting protein-like. The record is from RefSeq and is a predicted model, not a curated record. Bases 58 to 4299 code for a protein of 1413 amino acids. The transcript is spliced from 23 exons. Lineage: Eukaryota; Metazoa; Mollusca; Bivalvia; Mytilida; Mytilidae. Gene Ontology annotation, biological process: regulation of GTPase activity.